AUGAGCUCAGCUACCGCUGCCGAGCUUGAUGUCCGUGCAUUAGAGAAACUAAAGGAUAUUUACGGUGAUCUUGCACAGGUACCAACACUUUCCGCAGGGCGUAUCCAUAGAAAUGGAAAGUUUAUACAGGUUUCAUCUGUAUGGGAUAAUCACGCAAUUUCACUCAACAAAAGCACCAAAACUCAGAGAUCUUCAGUUGUCGAAAAAAUAAAUGCUACUGGAGAGCUGCGCUUAAUCUCGACAAAUUCUAUGCCUUUAACGAAUUUUGAGUUAGUUUUCGAUCAAACCGAGCAUAUUGAAGUUUUGUGUUCUGAUCUCAGUGGACAAAAGAAGCAUGGACUCAUAUAUGGAAUGGGCGCAGAUUCUUCUCGUGGUGAGGGACAUCUGCUCUAUUGUGCCGAGAGGAAUUUCAAAGCGGCACAAUAUUUCGAUGUGGAUUUGGAGUGGGAUAAUGACGAAAAAAUAAUCGAAAGCAAAGUGGGGAAGAAGUACGAGCUUCACGAAUCAUGGGGCGAAUCUUGUGGUGAUGUAAAACAGCCAGUGCUCUGUAUUGUCGAUAUUUUCUCCGGAGCAGUCACUGCGCUUGAUCAAAUUCCUCCUGGAAUAUCGCCAUCCUUUGGAAUCUGGGCACCUGAUGAUGCUGGAAUUGUGUUUUUUGGUCUCCAAGACGAACCAUUCAGAUUAGGCAAAAUAGCGUGCAAUAACAGACCAGGCGCAAUGUACUACUUUGAGCUGAGCUCAGCGAAAAUUCAUGUUAUCGGUCACGAAAAUAUUGCUGCUGAAAAUCCAACAUUCUCUCCGGAUGGGAGCACAUUAGUAUACUUCCAACGCCCUGCCGACGGACCUCACCAAGCUGUCGUGGAGUGUGUGAAAGUGCCGUGGCCGUACGAUGGCUCUCCUCCAGUCGUUAUUGUACCAACUGUGCACGAAGUUGACCGUCCUUGUCAAUUCCCGGGCCUUUCGUUCACGCAGAUGCCGCAAAGGUGCUGGACUGCGGACGGAAGCUCCCUGAUCGUCGGCACUGCGUGGAGAAGCAAAAUGGAGCUGGUGGCAAUAGAUGUGUCUAAUGGUGAUGUGGCUAGGUUAACGAAUCAUAGUCAAUGUCAUGGGAGCUGGCAGGUGGUGGAUGUGUGCGAAGACGAAAUUCUUGCCGUGGUUUCUGCUCCGAACCGGCCGCCUGCUUUACUUCUCGGAACAAUUCCUGCCAGAGGUCAAGAAGAAAAGAUGAUUUGGACUCGACUUGAUAACUGCUCUAUCAUUGAGAAACGAAGAAAUCUCUUAAAUUAUACGUGGCAGUUAGUUGAUUUCCAACGAGCAGGAGAAACACCAUAUGAGGGGGUACUCAUGAUGCCAAAUGAGGGCAGCUCUUUACCGUUGGUGGUUUGCCCUCAUGGUGGGCCUCACGGAGUCUCAGUUGCUGGGUGGCCUCGACGAAGUGUAACUGCAUUGAUCAAUUCCGGGUUUGCCUUCCUGUAUGUCAACUAUCAUGGCUCGCUUGGUUUUGGAGACGAAUUCGUCCGGUCAUUACCCGGCAAAUGCGGCAAUUUGGAUGUUAAGGAUGUGCACCACGCCGUGGUGACGGUGCUCGAUGAAGAGCCGCGUCUUGAUCGCAAUCGUGUUGUGCUAUACGGGGCAUCUCAUGGUGGAUUCUUGGUGUCGCAUCUCAUAGGACAAUAUCCAGGCUUUUACAAGUCUUGCGUCGCACACAAUCCAGUGCUCAAUAUGGUUGCCAUGCACGAAAUCACAGACAUCCCGGAAUGGACGUUGAUUGAGGGGACAGGAAAGAUAGGUGACUGGACGAAAGUGCUGUCCGAAGAGCAGCAGAAAAUGAUGUUCAAUAAUUCACCAAUCGCUCAUGUUGACAAGGUUAUAACUCCAUACCUUCUACUGAUUGGUGAGAAGGAUCUGCGAGUACCUCCUCAUUAUCGCGCCUUCAUCCGUAAUCUCUUAGCUCGAGGGAUCCCGUGCAAAGUUCUUACUUAUCCUUCGUCUGCACAUCCGAUAGAUGAAGUGGAUGCUGACGCGGAUGCCUCUAUAAAUCUCAUCAGAUGGUUUCAGAAGGCAUUCAAAUGA
This is a messenger RNA of Ostertagia ostertagi, 2073 nucleotides long. NCBI's taxonomy places the organism in Eukaryota, Metazoa, Nematoda, Chromadorea, Rhabditida, Trichostrongylidae. The record is from the annotation of a GenBank genome assembly.